Molecule: messenger RNA, 618 nt
Organism: Acanthoscelides obtectus
Lineage: Eukaryota; Metazoa; Arthropoda; Insecta; Coleoptera; Chrysomelidae
Source: the annotation of a GenBank genome assembly
AGCUCAUGUUAACUAUAUACUUUGUUUCAGGUGAUAAGCCCCACUCCUGUCAGCUGUGCAACAAAAAAUUCGCACUGGCUUGCAAUCUGAGGGCUCACAUGAAAACGCACGAAGGAGAUCCUCAAGAAGAGUGUAUCAGAUGCAGAAAACCGUUUCUCAGUGGACCAACAAAAGACGAUUUUUGCACCAAAUGCAAAACUAUCAACAUCAAUAACAACAACAAUACCCAACUGGACUCAACAGCUGAAGACUCAAGUGGAAAUCAUACAGAAGAAGAUAGCAUAACACAGGGAUCUUUAGGUUAACUAAUCGUUAGGUUAACUAUUCAGAUUCAGUGAUGUAUAUAUUUGUACAUAGUAUAGGCUUAGAUAUUUUGCUCAGCUUAAGUAUUAAAAGUAGAAUAGCAUAACAUUUUUUAGUUAUGUGCAUUGAUUCAAAUAUGAAUCAGAUCUUUCAAUUCCUUUCAGCUUUGGAGAUAGGCGGACAGGUUAAAAGGUAGGUUAAAACUAUUAUACAACAUCAUCUUAAUAAGCUACUUUUCAUUUUUGCUUCAAAAUAGGUAAGUGAAUAUAAAAUUGCCUCUUAGUGUCACAACUGUAUAAUGACAUAGAGUAGGUG